GUUUAGUAUUUGAACGCUGUAUCAGUCGUAAAGGUGCUCCGCAGAAUCCUACAAGUUCGCUUGCGCUACCGCUAUAAUGCUUUUAUUCUAGUCAAACAUUUACAUAGUGCGUCAUUUCGUAUUCGUCUAAAAUACGUGAUAGAUAAAGUGUCUUUUCUUCAACAAUCUCGCUGUGUAUAUAAAAGGAUUUUUACAUCUGGUUAUUGUCUUGGUUCGAAAUGGUUUAUAAGAUAAGUGUGACUGGGACUGCUGUGGCGGAGGAAGUGGAAAAACCUUCUGUUUGGAAGGAGGUCGUUCUGUCGUUUAUCGCUAGCCUGCCAUUUCUUACCCAUGGCAUAGAAGCUACUGAACUUUAUGCCACUUCACAUUCAGGCAAUUUCAUUGAUUCUCCAGAAAAAGUGCCAUGGAAUGCCACCGCUUUAAUUUUAGCGGCUGCUGUGACAGCACCUAUAUUAUGUUACAUUUCAGACAAGUUCGGGAGAAAAGUGGGCAUCUUUAUCGUUAGUCUGACACAAGGAAUAUCAUGCAUACCAUUGUUCUUACCACCAAACUUUAUAACAACAUUAAUCCUACACGUAGUAGCUGGAAUUUCUACUGGAGGUCUUUUCACAAUUCUUCCAAUUUACAUAUGUGAGAUAAAUUCCAUAAAAAAUAGAGGAUUAUGUCUAUCGUUUAUGAUGGUGAUGACUACGCUAGCAUAUGUGAUGAAACUGGUGAUAGAUUUGGAAACGAUGAUGUAUCUGAUGGCUGCGGUGGUGAUGAUUCAGUUGCUCUCGAUGUUGUGCUUGAUCGAAUCACCGAGCUACUGUGUGAUGGCAGGAAAGAUGGAGAUAGCAAAAGCAAAAAUGUCGAAAUUGAAGUGCCUCGAAAACGACAAUCCGAAUUUAACAAAAGAGCUCGAGAUCCUAAGGGAUGAAAGCUAUAGAGCGAAGUCGCACGGAAAGCUAACAUUGGCCCAUAUUUUGAGAAAUUUAAUUUGGAGGGAUGCAACAAAGAUUGGAGUGCUACUACAUACAACAAUGGUCUUAUGCGGAAGCAUAGUAUUUCUGGACCAGGAUAAGACUCUGAUGCAGCUGAGGAUACCUUCAGACCCUGACAGGAUGUUGGUGCUGGUGGGAAUGUUCGUUGGGAGCUUAGUAACUUUUCUUCUGAUCUUAUUCGUGGAAAGGAAAUAUAUCUUAACCUUCGGCUACAUUACAAUGGUGCUAUCUAUGGGUGUUCUGGCGAUUUACACGCAAAUCGAUCUCACGGUGACAUCACUUAGAUGGGUGCCAGUAGCGGCGUUGGCAAUCCUGGUCUUCGGUUACGGUGUGGCUUGGGGAUUCCCUACAAUUAUUGUGGUGGAAAUAUAUAAUCUAGAGAUACGCGCCACGAUGGUUGGAACACUGUUCACGUAUUCCCAAAUAAUAAAACUCAUACACAUUCAUACCUACCAAUACAUAGAAGAUUACAUGGGAAUCUUCGUGUUGUUCUAUAUCUUCGCUGCUAUCAACAUCUACGCAGGCGUUUAUGGUUUAUUUACUAUACCCAACUUGAAAGACAAGACUGUGAAGCAAAUAGAAAAACAACUUAAGAGAAUACCUUUAAUAAAAUUAUGAUCAUGGUUUCUUUUAUUUAUUCUCUCUACUGUAGUAAUACAUUU
Molecule: messenger RNA, 1642 nt
Organism: Chilo suppressalis (striped riceborer)
Lineage: Eukaryota; Metazoa; Arthropoda; Insecta; Lepidoptera; Crambidae
Source: the annotation of a GenBank genome assembly